GCCAUCGGAAUGGAAGCAUCAGUCGCCUACGCUUUAUUUUUGCACCGCCAGGAGCUGCAGCGCCGCCAGAUGCUCUACAUCCAGGUGUCCAAGACCAAGAUUCAGUUGACCAAGGAGCUGAUAGCCGAGCAAAAGCAACGCCUGGCCACCUGCUCACCCGAGGAUCUGCAGAUCCUGAGCAGGGAAACGCAGUUCAAACGACAACUUCAGCAGAAACUCAAGCACCGGAACAAACAACUGAAAGCUAUUGCCAAACAGCAGGAGAGACGGGGUUGAGGCGAAAAAGGAUAUUUUGACUACCCUCAGGGUUACCACUUUAAUUAGUUUUAGCUCAACGCAAAUGAUGUGUUCGUUUACAUAGUUUAGUUUAGUUUUAGCUCAAAGAAAUAAA
This is a messenger RNA of Drosophila suzukii, 391 nucleotides long. RefSeq lists its product as uncharacterized. Lineage: Eukaryota; Metazoa; Arthropoda; Insecta; Diptera; Drosophilidae. The record is from RefSeq and is a predicted model, not a curated record.